AUGUCCAAAGAUAUUUAUCUCGUAAUUGGAGGAAGCGGUUUUGUUGGUCGGCACAUCGUCCAACAGCUCUUGGACAGAGGAGACAUCGUUUCCGUAUUUGACAUCGUCCAACGCUACAACGAUGUACCGUUUUAUUCUGGUGACAUUACCGACGAGGACCAGCUAGCAGCGGCGCUCAGAAAAAGCGGUGCAACAUGUAUUAUACACACAGCUUCACCUCCUGCGGGACUCACAGAUUCUGCUCUUUACUUCAGAGUAAACGUAGAUGGAACAAAAGCUGUCAUUGCUGCAGCAGUCGCUUGCAAAGUGCGCAAGCUGGUUUUCACUAGCUCAGCUGGCGUUGUGUUCAAUGGCACUGACAUCAUCGGUGUCGACGAGCGUCUCCCAUUCCCCGAAGUCCCAAUGGAUGCAUACAAUGAAUCCAAGGCAAAAGCGGAGGAGGCGGUUUUGGAAGCUAAUGGGAAGGGUGGUUUAUUGACGGUUGCUUUGAGGCCUGCAGGAAUUUUCGGACCUGGAGACCGUCAAGCUAUGACGGGCUUGUACCAAGUUUACGAACGUGGUCAGACCCAUUUUCAGGUUGGCGAUAACACCAAUCUUUUCGACUGGACGUACGUUGGCAACGUCGCCCAAACGAGUAUCAAUCGUGAAAAGCUUCGUCAUCCUGACAAAACCCCUCUUCAAGUUGCUGGCCAAGCCUUCUUCAUAACAAAUGGAGAACCUUGCUACUUCUGGGACUUCCCGCGGACUGUCUGGCGACAUUUGGAUUCUUUCUUCCCCGGACACAGGAAACAGCGUGGUCUCAUCGUCUUACCCAAACCGAUUGGGAUGGCAGCUGCUUCUGGAUCAGAGUGGUUUGGAUGGUUGACCGGCAAGCAGCCAACCUUCACCAAAUUCAAGGUCACAUUCAGCUGUGCUACGCGAUGGUAUAACAUUGAAAAGGCUCGAAGGGUACUUGGGUACGAGCCAGAGGUUGGUGUUGAGGAAGGCGUCAGGCGCAUGGUUGAGUGGUGGCACUCGGAGUAUAUUGCGGGUAACCACAAACAAGCUCAUUGAACGACUAUCGCCAAUAUUGUUUUAACGUAUCUCUCCCUUUUUAUGGAUCUUCUGAAUGCUGUAUUUA
Molecule: messenger RNA, 1120 nt
Organism: Laccaria bicolor S238N-H82
Lineage: Eukaryota; Fungi; Basidiomycota; Agaricomycetes; Agaricales; Hydnangiaceae
Exons: 5
Coding region: 1-1053 (350 amino acids)
Biological process (GO): steroid biosynthetic process
Molecular function (GO): 3-beta-hydroxy-Delta5-steroid dehydrogenase (NAD+) activity
Source: RefSeq, a predicted model, not a curated record